UUGUAUUAUUUUGUUUCAUAUUUUUAUUUAUGUGAUGUAUAUUUUGGAUCAAAAUCUUUUUUAUAGUAAUAACUAAAGAAAAUUUUGUAUGUGAAAUUACCAUAUUUUGUAUUUGGACUGAAAAGAAAUCGUGUGGUACUAAAAGGAUUAUUAAAAAAAAUCACAAAUAUAAAACAUUAGCAAAUAACAAUAGUUUAGGAGUGUUCAAUCUGGUAAAACUAAACCGAACCAAACCAAAAUAGUGAAAAUAGUCUCGAUUUGGAAGUACUGAGGAUUUUUUUUUUGAUCGAAGGAAGUACUGAGGAUGUUAUGUUUAGAAAACAUCAAGUAUAUGAAUAUGGUUCAAUAUAUUAAGGAAUCAAACCGAAUAAACAAAAGAUACCGAUUAAUUCGGAUAUAUUAGUAUACUUAUAUAUAAAUUUUAUAAUAAUUUGUAUUUGAUCAAUAUUUUCAGUAAAAAUCAGAGAAAUUGGCUAUAAUAUUAGUCAUUAAAAUUAUAAAAUGAGAGAAAAGUAAUGAUGAUAUUAUCGGUAGAUAUUGUUAAUAUCUAUUUAUUAAUUCCUAAAUAUCAUGAUAAUUAUAUAUUAAAAUAUAUUAUUUAAAAAUAUUAGUAUAUAUAUAUAUAUAUUGGUAAAAUAUUUAUAGAUAUCAAAAUAAAUAAAUUAUAUAAUAAAAUUAAUUAAACUAAUGAUUUAUCCUAUAACUAUGCAAAAUAUGAAAAAUAAGCAAAUUAACUAAAGAAACUGAUUAAUUCUGAUAUAUUAGUAUACUUAUAUAUGAAUUUUAUAAUAAUUUGUAUUUGAUCAAUAUUUUUAGUAAAAAUCAGAGAAAUUAGCUAUAGUAUUAGUCAUUAAAAUUAUAAAAGAGAGAAAAGUAAUGAUGAUAUUAUCGGUAUAUAUUAUUAAUAUCUAUUUAUUAAUUAAAUGUCCUAAAUACCAUGCUUAUUAUAUAUUAAAAUAUAUUUUUUAAAAAUAUUAGUAUAUAUAUCAGUAAAAUAGGUUCAUAUUUAUCAUGAUUUUAAAUAUCAUGAUAAAUAUAUAGAUAUCAAAAUAAAAAAUAAUAAUAUUAAUAUUAAUUAAACUAAUGAUUUAUCCUAAAAUCAUGGAAAAUAUGGCAAGUAAGCAAAUUAACUAAAAUCAUGGAGAAGAUGACAAAUAAUCCAAAUCAUAAUUAUAUAUUAAAAAUAUAUUUUUCAAAAAUAUUAGUAUAUAUAUAUAUAUUGGUAAAAUAUGAAAAUGCUUAUUAAUUAUUUUAAAUAUCAUGAUAAAUAUAUAGAUAUCAAAAUAAAUAAUUUAAAUAAUAAUAUUAAUUAAACUAAUUAUUUAUCCUAUAACUAUGGAAAAGAUGAAAAAUAAGAAAAUCAACUAAAGAAACUGAUUAAUUCAGAUAUAUUAGUAUACUUAUAUAUAAAUUUUAUAAUAAUCUGUAUUUGAUCAAUAUUUUCAGUAAAAAUCAUAGAAAUUAGCUAUAAUAUUAGUCAUUAAAAGUAUAAAUGAGAGAAAAGUAAUGAUGAUAUACCGGUAUAUAUUAUUAAUAUAUAUUUAUUAAUUAAAUGUCCUAAAUAUCAUGUUUAUUAUAUAUUAAAAUAUUUUUUAAAAAAAUAUUAGUAUAUAUAUCGGUAAAAUAGGUUCAUGUUUAUCAUGAUUUUAAAUAUCAUGAUAAAUAUAUAGAUAUCAAAAUUAAAAAAAAUUAAUAGUAAUAUUAAUUAAACUAAUGAUUUAUCCUAAAAUCAUGUAAAAGAUGACAAGUAAUCAAAUUAACUAAAAUCAUGGAGAAGAUAACAAGUAAGCAAAUUGACUAAAAUAAUGGAGAAUAUGACAAAUAAGCCAAAUCACUUCAUAAAUAAUAGUAUAGAUCAUGACAAUAAAAGAUAAUUGGAGCUUAUUGAGCACCGGGACAAGAUAACUUUACCACAACUAUUGGGAAGAUAUCAAAGAUGAUGCGACGAAGGAGAUUGCUAGUUUCGUUGAAACAAGACAAAUGGAUCACCAAUUUAGCCACACUAACCUUUGCUUUAUAGCGAAGGUAUAUCCUCCUGCUAGUAUGAAGGAGUUUAGGCCCCUAUAGCACUUUGUAAUGUAGCUUAUAAUUAAGAUCAUUAUUUAUGUAUUGGUUAACCGGCUUAAAGAACAUGUGAGCAAUAUUAUCUCUGAAAAUAAAAAUAUUUUUAUUGUAGGGAGAAUGAUUUCAGAUAAUAUUGCGAUAGCUCAUGAAGUGUUUCACAGUCUUAAAGCUCGGAAAAGACAAGCUACUUCGUAUAUGGCGGUCAAGACAUAUAUUACCAAGGCUUAUGAUAGGUAAAAGUGAGAUUUCUUAGCUGCGACAAUGAAAUUUAUGGGAUUUGAUAGUAGAUGGAUCGGCUGGACAAUGAGUUGUGUUACUGCAGUGAAAUACUCAAUGCUAGUUAAUGGUACACCAGAAGAUUUUAUUACACCAGCUCGUGGUCUGAGAUAGGGAUAUCCGUUGUCCUCAUACUUGUUCAUACUUGUGCAGAUGUUCUUUCACACCUGAUGACAAGAGCGAUGAGGAAUAGAUCUCUUUUGGAAGUGAGAAUAUUAAACAACGCACUAGUGGUCAACCACUUAUUAUUUGCAGAUGAUUCACUAUUCUUCUCCUUGGCUAAUGAGAAGGCAGCUAAGAGGCUUAAGCAUAUAUUUGGGAUCUAUAAAGCAGUGUCAGGGAAGCUAUCAAUCUACCCAAAUCAUCUAUCAUUUUUUGGAGCAAAGGUCAAUUCUAUAGUAAAGACAAAAAUGCGCCAUCUGUUAGGUAUAUAUAAUGAAGGAGGAAUUGGUAACUAUUUGGGACUGCCAGAACAAUGGAAUGAGAAGAAAUUGUGUGAAGUUAUCAUUGAUGAAGAUGUAGACAAGAUUCUUGCUAUUAAGAUAAGUUCUACGGCACGUCAAGACUUAUUGGGUUGGCAUUACAAUGAAGAUGACAUCUACACUGUGAAAUCGGGUUAUUGGUUAGGAAUUCAUUUACCAACAAAUGCUGCACCAAUACCGACUCAUGGACUUGCAAAGUUGAAACACAAGAUAUGGAAGACAAAAGCUCCUGCUAGGCUAAAACAUUUCUUGUGGAGAUUUCUAUCUAAGAUUCUUGCGACUGGUAAUAACCUGAAGAGAAGGCAUAUCGUUCAAAAUGAUCAGUGCAGAAGAUGUUGUUCUGCGGCAGAAACAGAGGAUCAUAUUUUCUUUGAAUGCCCCUAUGCUAAGAAGAUAUGGCGAACAUCCGGAGUUUCUAAACUCACUAUUAACAACCCGAAUUACACUGUUGAGAAAAUAUUGAAGCAUGUCUGCAAUGUUCUCUAUCAACUCAGUUACAACAUCUGCAGGAUAUACCUUUUUGGUUGCUAUGGAGAUUAUGGAAGAGAAAAAACACUUUAAUAUUCCAGCAAAAAGAAACACAUUGGAGAAGUCUACUGAGGUGUACAAAAUAGGAUGCGAGAGAAUGGAAACAAAUAGAUAGCAAUGUAGAUAAUGAUCAAGCAGGACGAAGACAGAACUUCCAAGUACCUACUAGACUACAUUGGCAAAGUCCACUCUUGGAUGGACUAAAUGUAACACGGAUGGUGCUUUUAAUCAUCUACAAAAUCAGAAUACGGCUGGAUGGGUUAUUAGAGAUGCAAAUGGGACUUACACAGGAUCAUCUCAAGCCAGGGGAAAAUGAAGUCAUGAUGCUUUGGAAUGUGAAUUACAAGCUAUUCUAAUGGCUAUUCAGCAUUGAUGGAGUUUGGGCGAUCGACGAAUCAUCAUGGAAAAUGAUUGUCAAAAAGCAAUAGAUAUUUUAAAUAACAAGAGCCUUCACUCUGCAUAUUACAUUUGGAAAAGAUAUUUUUUUUGGUGGGCAAACAUGUUCUAAGAUGUCAAGUUUCAGUAGACUAAUAGAAAUGCAAAUAAGGUGGCAGAUCGUCUAGCAAAGCGACUUGAGAAUGGAUUUGAUUUUACAUUUCACUUUUAUGUACCACAAUAAUUGCACGAUCUGUUGCACUAUGAUACAUUCAAGUUAGCUUAAUAAAAUUUGAUGUUAUUAAAAAAAGAGAUAAUUGGAUCAAAACCCACAAAAAGUAGGAAAUUAGGUAAAUACCUAUAACAAUAAAAAAAUGGAGUUUCCAUCCCACUAUAUAAAAGAGACUAAUUUAGGAUGUUAUAAAGGAUGCCACAUGAGCAAAAUAUUCUCAGUCAUUCAUUCUGCCACGUCACUGGCAACCCAGACCAAGAAAUCGUAAUUGCAGCCCAGCCCGUUAAACGUCUUCGCGCACGAAAUUGCUGUCUCCGUCUCUUUGCUGUUGGGCCAGAUAAAAAAAAUUCCAAGCCCAUCCCAUUACCCGUUAUCGCCUUUCGCUGAAGCCCAUCCAAUUCCAUGAUGUCUUGCGCUGAAGCUUCCUCAUCCUCGCAGUUAACCCUAACGCCGUCUCCCCCAUUUCUCUUUCACGCAUGGCGAUUCUCUUCGUCUCCCCCAAAUCUCCCCGCAAAACGCCUCCGAUGAAAGGGCUUGAACUUCAAUGUUCUCCCUUAAAGCCUCCAAUCAAGAUCAUGACGGACUUUCCACAUCCCCCUCCGCCUUAUAUCUAUCUUCCUAUUUAUACCCUUAUCUCUCUUACCUCAGAUCAUACCUUUAAAUCUCUUACCUCAGAUCGUUAGCUCUAUACCCUAAUCAUGUCGAAAGAGACCGCAAUCCGCACCGGCGAAUCUUCUCCUCCCCUCCUCUUCCGACAAGUUUCACCCGGACCCGGCGAUUCGACCCUGCAGUUUCGGCUCCUUCAUUUCUGGGAUGCUCGGAAGAAUGUCAAAGGAGGACCAGGGAUCCUUCUUGGGAUCGAGAUGCUGAUGAUCGAUGCGGAGGGUACUUUGGCUCAGGGGUUCAUCGGUCAGAACCAUCGCAACCAGUAUGAGAAAGAGCUCCAGCGUGGGAGCAUCUACACGCUGACAAACUACUAUGCAUCCAACAACAAGGUGAUGUACCAUGUUGCUGAUCAAAGGCUGGUCAUUUGCAUCUCACACGCUUCUGCCCUGUCGAAGGAUGAAGAAGACAUUGAAGGCAUCUUGAGACAGCAGUUCAGGGUCCGUUCCUUCUCAGAAUCUGAAGCCAACUGCGAUCUCAGAGGCGAUCUUCACGAUGUAGUUGGCCACCUUAAGCUGGUUGAUGGCCAGGCUCUCCAUGAGCGUCCGGUUUUGUGCACCAAUGAUGACUCAGCUUCUCGGAAAGUGAUGGUCCAUCUGCAGCUUAAAGACGGUCCAGUGAUGAACGUCUAUCUAUGGGACGAGGCCGCUGAAAGUUUCUGCCUCAAGUUUGACGGAAGUGCAGCCACUCCAACUGUUCUAUUAGUCACAACGGUCAAUCCUAAGAGGCUCGGUGGGAAAUUGUGCCUAAGUUCAAUGUCCUCUUCAAGAGUGUUUUUGGAUGAAGAGGUUGACCCCACCAAGGAAUACUUGGCCUGGUUGGCCACAAACCCUUCUGUAACUUCUUUGGUGAACCCUGUUGAGGUUGUCAAAGCUGAGACUCUCACAAUAGGUGAGAUUGCCGCCUUCCUCAAGCAUCAGCCUGCUCAGGUUGCCUACUUUGACUGCAUUGCCACAAUUGAUGAUGUCAAGCUUGGAACUGAGUGGUACUACAUUGCUUGCAAGGAUUGCCAGACCAAGUUAAACCGUGGGCCUACAACGUUGCUUUGUCCAAAAUGCGGGAAUGAAGAUGCUACUGCAGUAGCCAACUAUCGGUGGAGCUGUCUGUCUAUGAUAAUGAUGAGCAUUGCACGUUCAUCAUUCUCGGAGAUGCUGGGAAGGAUCUCACAGGCAGGAAAGCAACAGAGUUGAUCGACGCUUAUGUUCAGCGUCUUCGAAGUUGAUGAAUGGUGGAGAUGCGGCUGAGCUUGAAGUUCCACUGCCACAGUGUUUCAUUGAUACAAUAGGCCAGACAAAGAAAUUCAGGAUCAAGGUGACUGACUACAACUUCACUUCUACCAAACUGUCCUUAACAGCUACCAAGAUAGUCUCAGCAGCAGAGUUACCACCAAAGAAUCCCCCACUCCAGACGCCACCAGUAACUGAAGUGGAGAACACAGAGUUGGCUGAGAGUAGUGGUGGUGGUGCUUCAGCUAUAGACGACCAGAAGAAAGCAAAGCGUACCAAGCGUAGUGGCUAGAUCACAUGCAGAAUGGGUACUCCAUCAGUGGCUGGUACAGACUGCCCAGUCAGGAUGAUUCUCUAAUAACAGUCUACUUAUCUCUCUUUAAACAGUUUGUUUUUGCUUCUUGCUGAGACAGUUUAGUAUUGGAGUUGGUUUGGUUUUCUUAUUUGAGUUGUUUGUUUUUAUUCACAGCUUCGUUAUGAAGUUUAAGAAUGAUCAGUAUUAUCAUAUUAAAGUGGUUUGAUUUUCAUUCCUAACUUAUUUAAGUUGUUUGGUCAGCAUGCAUUUUGCAUACGUAUACGUACUUAGGAACCUAAUGCAUGCAUGGAUUGUUUAAUGUCCAUACUAAAUUGUUAUAUUAUUCUUCUCGUGGGCAACAUUUUAAUCUAAUUAAGAAAACUGUAAUAUUAGCUGACAUUUCAUAUACGUAUGGCAUAUUUUAAAUGUCAGUUAUGAGUCAAAUAGUAUCUACUGCAUUUACUGACAAUUAAAUUUAAUAUAUUCUGCCAUUAAGUCAAAUGAAUGACGACAUUUAACAUAUUAGAUGCAAAAUAACAUCAACUAUUCUAAUCUCAAAAACACAAGUCCAUCGCCCCUUACUUUGCAGAAAUUCACGAGCCACUCAUCAGAUUCAUUCCUAUCAAUCCGUGGAAGUUCUGUCUUUUCAAAAAGUAAUCCGUGUAAGUGAUUUUUUUUUUUAAAGGAGUUGAUUAGAAAGUGCAAAGGUUAUUUUUUUGAUAUUCUUCAUUUUGUUAAAGGAACAGUUCUCUCUCAACACCAUGGUCAAACCACCCUCCAAAGAUCCUCCAAUUCUAGGAGGUAUUUUGAAUUUAUAAAUUCUUUUUUGAAUUAACACUUUAUUAUUAUUGAUAUAUUAAUUUAAUACUUUAAUCCAAAUCUCUAAUAAUAACAAAUAUAAACAUUAUUAGUAUUGAAAUAUUUCAUCAAUAUAAAUGUAGAUUUUCCUAUUAUCUAGAAGAUGUUUUUUAUUUUAUAAUUCUAAUUAUGUAAAAAACUACAUGUGUUUUGGUAUAGGUAUUAUUAUAGAAACGUGUUGUUCGAGAAAAAAAUAUUGUCUUACAGAACAAAAUAUAGCAGAGUUAUUUUGCUAAUUUUGUAGUCUUUAGAAAUAAACAAUAAUGAAGGUGAUGUCUUGAAGUGAAAUAUUUAAAAAGUAAAUAACUAAAUAUUUUCAGACUUACAACAGAAAUCCUACAACAAAAAUUCAUAUUUAUAUUUCACAUUUUCAAAAUAAAACAUCAUCAGAACUUAUUAUUCGACCAAUACUAAAUUUUAAUGAAUAAUAAAUAACUAUUUUAACAUAAUGUUGACAAUUACUCCUUAAAUUAUUAGUAUCCAUAUAUUUCAUCAAUAUAAUUGUUUGCAAAUGUAGAUUUUCCUAUUACGUAGAAGAUGUUUUUAAUUUUAUAAUUCUAAUUUACAUCCUAUUAAUUUAUCAAGUUCUGUACGUAAUACAAUUAUUUAAUAUAUUUGUGUACUCUUUAUAAUCAUAACUUUAUAUUUUAAUAUAAUCUUCUUUCCAAUAUCAGAGUCAUCAAGUUCAAACACAACGAAGCGUAAACGUGGACGGCCGCUAGGAGUACGGAACAAAGUAAAAGGUUUGCACAAAAUUUAAUCACUCAAUCCAUCAAUGUUCUAUAUAAUUUACUUAUUAAAAACCCCAAACAUAAUAGCGACAUGUCUCGACUACUUGGUCCAACUUUUAUGAUUUCAUUUAUUUAUUCUUAUUCCUCCCAAACAGCUCCAGCUGCGGCAAUGAUGCCAGAACAUUUUGCCCCACAAUACUUUGACUGUGAGUUAUCCAGCUAUAUCACACUAAAAACAAAUUCUAUAUUAAUAUAUUUAUGAUGGUUUUGUGAUUAUACUAAGUUGACACAAAUAUUUUACUAACAAUGCUUUUAUGCGUAAACAUUUUACCCUCCAUAGGUGGCUGCGACAUUUGCGCAUUAUAAGGUACAAACAUUCAAAAUGAUAACAUUUUUCUCUAUGUUAAAUAUACCAUCUGAUUAUUAACACAUAAUUUAAAUAUUAGUACAUGCAGUGGCAAGAACAAAUGCCCGUGCCAUGCGAAGGGCAAUAUUACUAUCAAAGCGUACAUCAAGAAGGAUAGAAGGUAAGCAUCAAAUAAUACAACUACAGCUUCACAAUAAAAAAAAAAAAAUAUAUGUGGAGUAACCAACAACAAGUUUUUUUUAUAGGACCCAGCGCAGCUACGCCCGCACGAAAUCAUUGAAUCGGCAGAGCUAAAGGAAAAGGUACAUAUUUUCCUACUUUAGAUACAUUAUAUGUUUACCUAUUAAACCCCCAGUAGAUUUAAAGUAAAUUAAAGUGGACAAUUCUCAUAAAUAUAAAAUUUUUGGAUUUUAUUCACAAAAAUUGACCCCACAAGGAAAAUCACCAAAAUGUCAUCAAGAGUAAUGGAGUCUCCUAUGUCUCUCAUGUCUCUUACAUACUUUGUCUAAUACCCUAAAUAUUUAUUAAAAAAAUUAAAAAAAUUAUCUUAAACCAUUAUUUUAAGAUAACAUGUUCUCAAAUUCGAAUUUUAAAUAUUUUUCCUUCCGAAAUUUAAAAUUUUCCAAAUAAAAAAAAAUUAUUCCUCCAAAUUUUAGUCACCUAAUUUGAUAAUAGUUUAACAAAUUAUUUUAAAAAUUAAUUUCCCACCUAUUGAUAUUUAUCAAUUAAUUUACAUAAUUUUAAACUUCGAUCCCAAAUACUGACCUCUUGAUUCUUAACAAUAAGUUUCAAAUUAGGUUACCCCAUGAAUAUAUUUGUAUGCUUACUUUCUAAUGAAACAUUUUUCCUGUAAUUUAAAUAUGAAGAUAGGUACAAAAACAAUUUUAUUAAGGAGUCGUUUAGAGAAAUCUGUUGAACACA
Molecule: messenger RNA, 9018 nt
Organism: Brassica rapa (field mustard)
Lineage: Eukaryota; Viridiplantae; Streptophyta; Magnoliopsida; Brassicales; Brassicaceae
Source: RefSeq, a predicted model, not a curated record